Penicillium cinerascens is the source of this 1100-nucleotide messenger RNA. RefSeq names its product dihydroneopterin aldolase. Gene Ontology annotation, molecular function: dihydroneopterin aldolase activity. Gene Ontology annotation, cellular component: cytoplasm. Bases 1 to 1041 code for a protein of 346 amino acids. The record is from RefSeq and is a predicted model, not a curated record. NCBI's taxonomy places the organism in Eukaryota, Fungi, Ascomycota, Eurotiomycetes, Eurotiales, Aspergillaceae. The transcript is spliced from 2 exons. Gene Ontology annotation, biological process: folic acid-containing compound metabolic process.
AUGUCCAGCUCACGCUCCGUCAUUUAUAUCCCUUCCGUCCCAGAUGUUCUCGACAGCGUCCGUCUCCGCGACAUCGAGCUUCCUCUCCCUGCAGCCCCGGACGCAUGGCACCGCCCGGACAAAGCACAGCCGUGCAUCGCAAGUCUAAAACUAUCCUACUCAUCCGCCAUUGCUUCCGCCGCUCAGGAUGAGGUCUCGCUCUCUUUGGACUACGGCAAGCUUUUCCGGCGACUCGAGGCCGAUAUCCGCAACAUGGCGGACCCCAGUACUUCAUCUGAGCAUCCACACCACCGAAUGAUUAGCUUGGAGGGCACGCAGCGUGAGGAUAUGAGGGUCAGUGCCGUAGGUCAGGACCCCCGAGUUACGGCAGGGAUCGUCGCGAAUUGUGGGCUCGGAUUGCUGGAUGAGACCGCGGCUGGUGUGCAGCGGAUGGAGCAUGUUCAGCAGAGCCCGUGGAAUAGCUUCUCGGGUGCUGGUGAACUACCUGCUAAGGCUGAAUAUCCACUUGGUAGUGAAUACGGCCAGUGCGAGGUGUGGCUACACAUGCCUAAGGCAUUGCUGCGCGCAGAAGAGGGACUCAUGUACCGCAGCGUCACGGCGUGGGGAUACAAGCGAAGACCGGAGCGAGGAGAGGCAGUCGAUCCGUCUUCACGGGCUCUAGUUGUCUUGGAGGAGGAGUUUCGCAUUGAGGGAAUCCGCUCUUACUGCGUUUUGGGUGUGAACCCGCACGAGCGUAUCGAGAAGCAGGCCGUGAUAACUUCUCUCGUGUUCGAAGGUCCUGGACAGAAAGCGUGGGGAUCAACUUUCCUCGAUACUUAUCAGGCCAUGACGAGAGCUGUGGCAGAAAAAGUUGACGAGACUACCUUCCAGAGUGUCGAGGCGCUAGCAACCUUCGUGGCUCGCAUUGUGACGAUGGACUUUGGCAACGAGAAAGUUACCGCUAGAGUCGAGAAGCCCAGCGCCUUGGCAUUCGUGCAGCGAUCUGGCGUGGAGAUCACUCGAUCCCAGGCAUUCUUCCAGAAGCAUGAAGCGGCGCGGUGAUGCCGGGGGCACGGACCGGAGGCAUGCAGGGCCCUGCAGGAGACAGGUUGACUUUGAAU